AUGUUUGAUGAAUGCGCAUUGUCACAUCGUGUUAAAGUGAUUGAAACAGUGGCUUCAAGCAGUAGCAACAACAGCCCAGAACUAACCUACGCAAAUAUUUUAAAAGGAACAUCACCACAAGAACAACCGAAUUUGUUGUUUUCCGUUAAAAAACCAGAAACAAAUAUUGAAAUUAACAAAAUGACCAACGGAAUUGGAUGCAUCACAAGCAACGCCUUGCGAAAUGCCAAACAACAGGAUCGUCUUAUUGUUGGCUUAACGCAGGCUAUAAAAACCCUAUCAAAUGAUCCAGAAGAUACAAUGUUUUGUAUAUUGGCACAACCGUCACCAGGUGAUAGUGCAGCACACAUGCAAGUCAUUUUACUCGAAGCCUUUUGCUAUGAAAAUGGUAUCUAUACCAUUAAAGUCGACGACAUGGAAAAAUUGUCAACGAUUGUUGGGGCACCAAAAUUGGAAAACUGCGUGUUAAUGCAACGUUUCAAGCAUGAAUCUCCAGACAAUAAUCAACCGUUAAAAUUGAAAUUCUUCGAUUUGGAAGAAAGACUAAUCGACCAUUGCGAAGACUAUUGGGAUGCACAACAUAAGCCAAUUAUUCGUUUGCCGGACGAGUGA
Messenger RNA from Contarinia nasturtii (swede midge), 612 nucleotides. RefSeq lists its product as uncharacterized. Gene Ontology annotation, biological process: regulation of cell cycle. The record is from RefSeq and is a predicted model, not a curated record. Bases 1 to 612 code for a protein of 203 amino acids. NCBI's taxonomy places the organism in Eukaryota, Metazoa, Arthropoda, Insecta, Diptera, Cecidomyiidae. The transcript is spliced from 2 exons. Gene Ontology annotation, cellular component: nucleus; cytoplasm.